GCGAUGUUGGUAAAGUAGCAACCUCUUUACCGAAAUGACAAAAAAGUUAGAAUAGCUUUAUCAACGUGAUCUGGGAGAGAUCAUCAGGACGAGGCUCUGGCUCUUUGCCGGGUUUAGGGUUUGACGGGACAAAGUCUCUCGACAUCAUGGGCGAUCUCGGUUUGAUCUGACCAAACGUUUCCGUGCUCCAGACGAGGCCGGCCAUGGCUACGAGCUUGCGACGCCCGCGUUCAGAGACGAGUGAAGACGAGAACUCCGAGGAGACAACUUUCGCGGAGGUCGUGUUUUCGUCCCUUUCCGGCGAUGCCUCGACACGUGUGCUUUCGGUCGGGGGCGGCAACCUCAGCUACGAGGUGUCCGCACUCUUAAGUAGCUUCGGAUAAGCCAGUCGGUGUGGGAAAUCACUUCAUGGAUUGCGCCGUCAUCGAGAAAAACCGUGAAGAGUUUGCGAACCUCUACCACCGAGAAGGCGGAGACCAGAACGCAUGCUCCAUCGAGGCCUUGGGCCAACGCGUUUUGUACGGUGUCGAUGCGUUUGAUCUACCGGCAACUACGCUGCGACGAGCGCACGAGACGCAGACAGGUCGGCCCGUCGAAAAGCUACAACCCGGAGAGAAGCCGACGCUCCUGCGACCAUCGCAGCCCGGCGCGGUCAGUGUAUCCGGCGACUACGAGGAGUAUUUGUGCAGCAAUGAAGACCCCACGACGGACGCCGACAGUGCCGCCUGCGUUCGGCCCUCGUACACGGUAAUUUUCUGGAACAAUCCGUAUCCACACAAGUUUACUCCGUCCUCAGGAACCAAAGGCAAAGGCAAGGGAAAAAAUGGCAAACGAGGAAAAGGAAAAAAGGGCAAUGGGGAGCACCCCCACGCCUGGGCCAACCGUGCGGGCCCGGAAUGGUUUCGCGGUUGUCGACAGCUCCUACAGCGUCACGUUGGCGGGUGCGUGUGUAUCAUGAUGAACCCGGACCAAUUUCAAGACGGCGGUUGGGAGAAUAGUGCAGAGAAGGCGGGUCUGGUUCUCGUCGAUAGCCUUCCGUUUCGGUCUGACACGGUGCCGCUGUACAAGCCAUCAUAUGGUGACGAGCGAUCUUUGCGCGACCCGGAAAUAGCCCGCAAGGUACAUACUAGCUGCUGCAUUCUUUACUUUUUAGCAGCUGACUGUCGAGCCGAAACCAACAUAAAGAGUCAAUAAAUAUCGAAUUUUUAAACUGUUCUUAUCACAGCAAGCAGAUUUCGUCAGCGACGAGAACACGCGAACCUACAGAUUUUGCUUGGCAGAGGAACAGUUUGACGCAGGGGUGGAGAAACUAAAGAAACUCGCAACCGCCAAACGCCGCAAGUUGAAUAAUAGCGUCGUCUCUGACCACGGCUUCAGCUCCGGUACGGAAGCACAGACCUCGCCUACUGUGUCCCCUACAGCUGCAUCGCUUUCCAGCGUUAUCUUCGGCGACGAAGUACCGCUAAGCGUCACUUCCGCGACCUACAGCGAUGGCCUUCGCUAUUUGGUACAUAUGUUUCGGAAGCACAGCUGCACCGAUGAAAUCGUCACUGUCGGCAAAGAGGAGUUCAACAAGUGCUGUGCGAGUUGGCAUUUUUUCCGGACUGGUUGCAGCCCGUUGCAGCUGACGCCGUUUCACCUGACACCAUCCAGACUGGUUGCCCGAUCCGUUUGCGCAAUGAUGAUCAAGAAGAAUUGGAGCAUGUCCGGAUACCUGUCCAACAAGAGCAAGAGUGUUGCGUUGGUAUUUACCCUGGAUAAGCAGCGUUGCAAGAAGAAGACCGCGGACCCAGUAAAUGCCGACGGCCGCAAGGGAAAUUUUUUGUGGAGUUGCGACGACGUGAUGUUGGAUUUCUUCGUAAAGUACAACAAGCCGUUGCUGCCCUGUCCCCUAGCGGAGGUGAAGGGCGACACUCGAGUGAAGAUUAUUUCUCGGAUCUCGUUGGACCAGGAGCAGGAUCAAAAUUGCGACGAGCGAAAUCUAGUCCGGUUUGAAAAGCGGACGCAGCGACCGCAGGACCCUGAUGUUCCUUGGAAAUACGCCUACCAGAUUCUCGAUGCGGAAGAAGCCGUCUUCUCAUUCCGUGGUGAUAAGUAAGGAAGAUUCCCAUUCAAUCAUUCAAAUUCUAAUUCAAUGUCAGUGCUUUAUGGUAAAAAAAUGCGUUUCGUUUCAUCUACUUCUUAUGCGUCCGGUUGCCAUCUUUGGCUUUGUCUCUUGCGUUCAUGAUUCUUAAUUUUUUCUUCCACAGCGUGAGCGGACUAUCAUUGAUCCAUAACUAAUCGAUUGUACAGCAAAGCACAAGGAAGUCCUUGCAGGAGGAUGAAAGCAUAAGCAACGCUAUGUAAACAAUUUUGCACAUCAUGAAUCGAACCUACAGCUCCUCCUGUUUCAUCCAAUUCAUGAGUGAGUAGUUGUUCCUGUUGUAUCAGCG
This is a messenger RNA of Amoebophrya sp. A120, 2432 nucleotides long. NCBI's taxonomy places the organism in Eukaryota, Dinophyceae, Syndiniales, Amoebophryaceae. The record is from the annotation of a GenBank genome assembly.